Molecule: messenger RNA, 672 nt
Organism: Quercus lobata
Lineage: Eukaryota; Viridiplantae; Streptophyta; Magnoliopsida; Fagales; Fagaceae
Product: proline-rich receptor-like protein kinase PERK1
Exons: 2
Coding region: 1-672 (223 amino acids)
Biological process (GO): plant-type secondary cell wall biogenesis
Source: RefSeq, a predicted model, not a curated record
AUGGGUUAUGAUUAUGAAUACCAUUCUCCACCACCUCCAUCUCCUUCAUCACCACCACCAGAUUGUGACCAUGUCAAGCACAAACCUCCUCCACCACCGCCGCCACCUAAAUGUAACAUGACAAUACCACCACCUCCACCACCUCGUUUAACUCCACCACCUCCUCCUCCACCAUGUCACUGCCACUGUCCACCUCCAGCACCCGCUCCUAACCACCCCUACCACCAUCAUCCUCCACCCGCUCCUUACUACCCCUACCACCAUCAUCCUCCACCCCCUCCUCAUUCACUUCCACCAUCACCCUCUAUGUCACCAUAUCAUCAUCACCACCACAACUACACGACUGCUAUCGCCGUUGGCGUCUCUCUAGGCGGUGCCUUCUUUCUUGCAUUCCUCGCCCUUGGUCUCUUCUGCUUGGCUAAAAAGAAGAAGAAACCAGUAACAAUUCCAGUAGCAGCAGCCGCAGUCGCUUGUGUUGAGGAACACGAACACAUCCAGGAGACGAUUACGACAAACCCGUGUGGAGAACAAACUGUGACUGUCACAAUAGACGACGACGUUCAAGUUCAUGAAAUUGCGAGUGCAAGUACACUUGCUCCUCCUUGUGAACCAGGAGAAACUGGGCCUUCCACUCAUUCUCAAGGCCAUCAACACAAGUUACACAACACUUGA